AUGCCAAUUGACGCAGCUACAUUCAAGUUCGAGACUCCACAAUUCGACCCAAGAUUCCCUAACCAGAACCAAUCCAAGCACUGUGCUCAAACAUAUAUCGAUUACCACAAAUGUAUAAAUGCUAAAGGUGAAGACUUUGAGCCAUGUCAGUUAUUCUUCAAGACGUUCACUUCAUUGUGUCCUCUUGCAUGGGUUGAGAAGUGGGAUGACCAAAGAAGUGCCGGUACUUUCCCAGUCAACUUGGAUGCUUAA
Messenger RNA from Lodderomyces elongisporus, 252 nucleotides. It is a transcript of the gene COX12, whose product is annotated as cytochrome c oxidase subunit VIb. The coding region runs from base 1 to 252 and encodes 83 amino acids. Gene Ontology annotation, cellular component: respiratory chain complex IV; mitochondrion. The record is from RefSeq and is a predicted model, not a curated record. Lineage: Eukaryota; Fungi; Ascomycota; Pichiomycetes; Serinales; Debaryomycetaceae. The transcript has a single exon.